Molecule: messenger RNA, 1193 nt
Organism: Zeugodacus cucurbitae (melon fly)
Lineage: Eukaryota; Metazoa; Arthropoda; Insecta; Diptera; Tephritidae
Exons: 3
Coding region: 567-962 (131 amino acids)
Source: RefSeq, a predicted model, not a curated record
UAUUUUUCAUUAAAAGAACAUCAAUAUGUUGCAGCAGUAUUAGCUCAUAUAUUAAUAGAGCCCAAAAUUAAUAAAUCUUGAAAUUAUGACCCAAUUAAAUUUAAUUUGACUUGAAGAAAAAUCUUUGCAUUGAAAUAAAUUUCAUCCCUUUCAAAAUAUAGCAGCAAUUGUUCAUCAUAAUAAAUUUUCAUUCUAUAAUACACACCAUUGACCUACAGCAGUCUCUCCUUGAUUGCCUACGCAUAAAUUCAUGUCUUCCACUUCAUUGGGCAAUAAGUAGCGGUCAAGAAUAAGAUGACAAUGAAAGUAUGGCGACAAAACAAAAAACUGUUUGUGAUAGAAAGUCAAGGCUGAUUGAAUUAUUCAAAAGCAUAAUUUUGAAUAAAUAAUUAGAAAAUUGCAUAAAUUAAUAAUCAAGGAUGUGAGGGAGCGAAAAGCAGUAGCGAGAUAGCUAUAAAAGGAUAUGCUGCGUGGAGGAAAAAUCAUCGAAAGUAUUAACGGCGUAGGAGGCAGAACAAAAUAUAGAGCUAAAAAUUUAAAAGUGUUUUUAGUAAUAUUAUUUGAGAAUGGCUUCUUAUCACAGUAGACGCACACAUGUCGGUUGGAUCACCAAGCUCAGCUUGUCGUUCAUUCUGGUGGUGGUUUUGCGGCAACAUGAAGCGCAGGGAAUCCCCUCCUUCAAUCAAAUCGUUGAUUGCGGUCCCCAAAAUGUAUAUCCAGAAAAUUGCAUGCAUGGCAGUUUCGAGUUAAACUUCAACACUGAAUUCUGUCUGCCACGCACACUCUGCUAUACCGGUGAGGGUGAGAUUUGCCGCAGAUAUGGCAAAACUAGCGAUUGCAAACCGGGCUUGUACUGCAACUGUGACCAGCGCUGUGGUAAAAAUUUGAUUAUCUGCUCAUCGCCACGGUUUAGUGGUUGGAAUAUGAAGAACAGGAUAAUGGAAUCAAAGAAUAGGUUUUAAGUAAAUUUUAUGCACAAAUUGGUUUAGACGGCUCAGCAGCAUCAUAUAUUCGCAUUCACCCUGUAAUUGUAGGUUAGUUAGUUAGUUUAUAGUGAAAAGAUAAUAUUAUUACAAUUUAAAAGCAUUUGAUAUGUAUAUAGUAAGCUACUAGAUCAAAUUAUUAAAAUAUUUAUAAAUUUUUUUUAAAUGUACGACACACCAAUAUUGUCAUUUCCAAUAUAAAUUUAAAUA